UCAUUUUUUCGCGUCCCUAAAGCGACUUUGUGCACAAUUCGCAAAAAAUUAAGACUAAAGUAAAGUAAAAAGUAAGAAAGUAAACUUCGCACCGCUCCAUAUAAAUUUAACCGCUGCUUGACAAGGAUCAACUGCGAACAUGGAUCUCAGUGGUCCACAAACUCUGAACAACAUACUUCAGCCCGACGAGUUGAAACUCGUGCCGGAAGACGUCCAGAAGAAAUUGUCGGAGUACAUCAACAAUUUCUCAGAUGAGUACUGCAAGAACCGUGCGGCCGCCAAUCGGUUGGCCGAAGCCGAGCAAAAAAAGGAAGAGCUGGAGAACAAAAUGGAGGACUAUCUAGUAAAAUUUACCAGCUUUGAGUUAAAUGUAAACGAGCUGCGCACUCAUCUAGAUCAGAUGUCUUCGGAACGAGUUAACCUAAUGGACACGAUCGCCAAAGGCGAGCAAACUAUAUCACAGUUGCGCAAGGAAAAGGCGUCGGUAGUUGAAGAACGCGAUUCGAUGAUGAAGGUAAUCGAGCGCCAACAAGCGGAGCUGGAACGAUUGAAGCAGGAUCUGCACACCUACCAGCAGCAGCUGAGCAGCGCGAUUGCUGCCAAGUGCGAAGCCAUUGCUCGCGUGGACGAAAUUCAAAGUAAGGAAGUGGCUCUGGAGCUCAAAGAGAACCGCAUGGAAAGCGAACGCGAUAUGCUGCACAAGGAGAUUUUGUUAAUCAGCGGAGAUCUGAACAAAAGCAACGCCGAGUUACAGAACAUCCGACGGGAGCACACAAUAAACACCAUGCAGCUACAGUCUUGCCUUAAAGAAAAGACCGAAUCGCUAAAGCUGAUGCAGGAACAGUACGAACAGGCCGUCAAGACCAUCGGGGAACUAACCAGCAAGAUUGAAAUGCAAAACGACACCGCCUUCAAGCAGAACCAGGCCACGGAAGAGUAUGUGGGGAAGCUGAAAAAGGAACUUGAUGCCAAAGAGAAGCUUUUUGAAAUCUUUAAGAGCACCGAAUCCGAUCAUCUGAUCCAACGGGAGGAACUCCUACAGGGCAUCUCCGAAAUUAAACGUUUGUUAGAGGAGGCCGAAGAGCAGUGCGCCCAGUUGACGGAGCAAAUGGAAACCAUGAAGCAAAAGCACAGCGCUGAGUUGGACGAGCAAAAUAAGAAGAUUCAGGCUAUGGAACAGGAGCUAGCAAGUGCCAACGAUUUGCUAAAACAGGCCCGGGAAAGUAAUUUGGAAAGCGCCAUAUGCCAGUUGGCUCCCAGUGCGGCUGUGGCUAGUCGCCUUAUCCGCUCCGAUCUAUCGCUUACCGAACUUUACUCCAUGUACGCCAAAAGCAGCGAAGAACUGGAGAUGCGAAACUGCGAAAUUGAGCAGUUGAAGUUGCAGCUCAAGUCGAUCAUUGCUGAGAUUUCAGAGAGUGCACCGAUUUUGGAAAAACAGAACUCCGAUUACCAAAAAAUGAAGGAAACUAACAGUGAGCUCCUGCGGGAGCAUGAUGAAUUAUUACAAAAUAAGCUAUGCCUUGAGCGGGAAUUGGAAAGGGCCUUAUCUACCCUUAAUCACAACCAAAAUGAGAAUAAGAAACUAAAACAGACACACACCGAUCUCAGCCGACAGGUGUGCAUGUUGCUGGACGAAUUGAACUGCAUAAGGGCUGGAGUGAAACAUGUACGUAUCCAACCAACUCGUCAGCUACCCACCAGCGAAAGUUUGAUCAGCGAUAACUUGGUAACCUUUAGUUCUAUUGAAGAGUUGGUGGAUAGAAAUACAUACCUCCUGAAUAUGUCCCGCGAGCUCACAGAACUUUUGGAGGCUAGCGAAAAGAACCAAGAUAAGAUGUUGCUGGAGCAGUCUAAGAAUCACAUAAGAAAACUGGAUGCGCGUUUUGCCGAAUUGGAGGAUUUAUUAACGCAAAAGAACAAUACGGUUACUACACUACUAUCCAAGUGCGACCGCUACAAGAAGUUAUAUUUCGCGGCUCAGAAGAAGCUCGGUCAAAAUACUGUGGAUCUGGACGACUCCAAUCUGGAGCCUAACGACUCUGCACUGGAUACUUCAGAGCAGCCGGCAGCCAAUUUUGAGGAGAGCAGGAAACUGGAAAAGAGGGUGCGACAGCUGGAGCAACAGUUGGAAGGGGAGGUCAAGAAGUAUGCCUCACUGAAAGAGAACUACGACUAUUACACUAGCGAAAAGCGUAAAAACGAUGCACUGGCCCAAGAACAGUUCGAUUCUAUGCGUAAGGAGGUGCGGGAGCUAACCAGCAGUAACUGCAAGCUUAUGAACACCACCGAAUUCCAGAAAGAGCAAAUCGAACUACUUCACAAAAAUAUAGGCACCUACAAGCAGCAGGUGACUACAUUGGAAGAGCGUACCAAGAACUAUGAAAAGACCAUUAUUAAACACGAGCAAACCGUACAUUUGCUCAAGGACGAAAUGAUGGCGGCACACCGCAAGCACGCAGCAGCCGAUGCAGAGGCUCAAAGCCUUCGCCAAGAGAACCGCAUUCUAAGGGACACAUCUUCUAGACUGCAGAUCGAAAAGGAGACUUAUCACCGCGAGCAGCAGAGCCAAUCACUGCUUCUAAACAGUUUGGAAUUCAUAAAGACCAACCUUGAGCGAUCUGAGAUGGAGGGUCGCCAGCGUUUAGAGCAGCGUUUAGAUGACACUGUACGGGAACUGGCUGCUCAGCGUCGUCACUUCCAGGAGGAGGAGGAGAAGUUCCGUGAAUCAAUUAACGAGUUUAAGCGACAGGCGGAGACGGCCAUCAAGUUGAAAGAUGAAGAAAAGCAGCUGGCAGACAAGUGGCAAGCGGAGCUUACCAGCGUUCGCGAAGAACUUGCUGAGAAGGUCAACAAGGUCAAUGAAUUAAGCAAAAAACUUCAGGAAGUUCUGACGCCCACUCUAAAUGACAACCCCAUCACUGCAGCUAAUAAACGAGCACGAGAGUUCGAACUUAAGCUGGACCAGGCCACGGUGGAGAUUGAGUCACUCACUAAAGAGUUGGCAAAGACUCGUGAGCAUGGCGAGCAGUUCUACAAGAUGUCUCAAAGUGCCGAAAGUGAGAUCAAGCGUCUGCACGAGCUUCACGGCGAGUUGGUGGCCAAGCAGGAGGAGGAAAUCAAGAAGCUUCGCAGUUCAGAGGCUGAACUGAAGACCCGUAUAAGCGAUUUGGAAGCGGAGGCCAUGUUGUCCAAUGUCACCGAGCAGAGCAAGACUGUCAACCAGUCGGGUCAAUUAAAGUCAGCCCAAGACGAUCUAAAGAGCUUGCUGGAGAAGCUUACGGAAGCUAAUUGCACCAUUCGGACACUGCGUAGCGAAAACACAAGCCUGGUUGAAUCUCUUAAUGCUGCGGAGGUGAAGUAUGCUAACGGAAUGAUACAGCAUUCUGCAGAUAUUCAGGAGUUAACCCGUUACAAGGCAGAAUUCUUCAAAGCCAACGACGAACUCAACCAAUUAAAGUCAGGUCGGGAAUCAUUGCAAGCCGCAUACGAUGAACUUCUGCGUUCGAAUGCCGAAGCCCAGAAGUUGCUGGACAAGGAGAGGGAGGAGUCAGAGAAGAGAGUGGCUGAUUUGCAUGCAUUGAACUCCAACUUGCAUGAUCAAAUCGAAGCUCUGGCCUCGAAGCUGGCUGUUCUGGCCAGUCAAAGCCAAAACCCGAACUCUUCCUUGAAUGAGUCUGCAAUGGAUGGAGAUCAGAGCCUGAAUGCUUCUGGACUAACCGCUGCCGAAGAAGGAAGGAACAACGAACAGCUACUAAAGAUCAUAAAGUUUUUGCGCAAGGAGAAGGAUCUGUUCGCUGCCAAGCUGGACAUUCUCAAGGCGGAAAAUGCUCGUCUGAUUUCAGAACACGCCAUUCAACAAAAGAAGGUUGACGAACUGAAUGGCUAUCUGAACCAAGAGCGCGCAAAGAGCCAGACAGACGUGGUGUCGGCCAACAAACACGAGGAGGUGCUACGUAAGAUUGAAACUCUGAAUGCCAUCACCGAUAGCAACCGCAUUUUGCGAGAGGAGCGUAACGCUUUAACUCUUCGCGUCGCCGAACUCACUGAUCGUAUCAGCAGCGUGGAAAAGGAACUGUUCCCGCUGCAGUGCAGCAACAAGGAACUGACAUCGAAGAUCGAGGAGAUUAAUGUGGAGAACACCUCGCUCCGCACCGAGGCAAUUAAGUGGCGGCAGCGUGCCAAUGCGCUGGUGGAGAAGAGCAAUCGCAACCCAGAGGAGUUCAAGCGUCUGCAGGCUGAGCGCGAGCACCUGGCCAAGUUGCUGACCGCCGAGAAAGAGCUAAACAAGAAACAAUCGGAUGAGCUGACUGUGCUAAAGCAGCGCAUGAAUACAGAGAUCCCAAUGCUGAACAAACAAAUGCAAAUUCUGGACGAGGCGCGCAAGAAGCAAGUGGACGAAUUCACCAAUCUCAAGCAAAACAACACGCGCCAGACGCAGGAUAUCAUGGAAUUGAAGAACCGACUACUGCAAAAGGAGGAAGAGCUGUUGAAGGCCAACGAGGAGUUGGAGACGAAGGACAAGACUAUUGCAGAUAAGGAAACCAAGGAGCUACAGCUUCGCAAACUGGCAAAGCGGUACAAGGACUUCUAUAUAGGCCUUCAAUCUCAAGGUGGUGGAACCGAGUCGGCAGCGGAACUGGAGAAGGUUCGCAGCGAGUUGGAGGAAGUCAAUAAUCAACUACGGGCGCUUAAAGAUGAGCACGAAAAGAUUACCAAAGAAUGUGAUGAGGUCAAAAAGCGCACAGAGCCAGAAACGGAUACCAGUGCCAUACGACAGGAAUACAAGGCCAAGUUGGACAAACUUGUAGUAGACCUUACAGUGGCUCGUACUGAUUUGGUCAAUCAAGAGACAACUUUUGCUGGCACCAAAUCCUCAUACGACGAGACAAUUGCCCGUUUAGAGAAGGAGCUGCAGGAGAAUAUAGCCGCCAAUAAGGACAUCAACCAGCGACUCACCCGUGAGAACGAAUCGCUGCACAUGAGAAUUAACCAGCUUACCCGUCAGCUGGGAUCUCAGCAGUCAACCAAGCCCUCGACCAGCUCGGUUGCCGAGAAGGGCAAUAUCUCGGAGAGCUCUCCGCGAACUGCUAACGUGAAACCAAUGUCUGGUUCGGCAACGGUGCAACAAUCGGCCACCGUAACUCCCUGGCGUGGAGGGGAGACUCCUUUGGCCAGCAUACGUCCUAUUUCGGUGCAAAACAGCCGCACGGCCGCGAUUCUACCUACGAGCCAACAGCCCCCUGCAGGAUCCAGUACGUCCACCUCCUCGUCAUCCUCAUCCUCAUCCACUUCCACAACAUCCGCCGCUGGCGGCGGCAGCUCGGCGGUAGCCCAAACCGCUUUGGUGCCACCACAGCAACAGGUUCACACCACUGGAAGUGCCGCCCUGGAAUCGAUGGCGUCCUCCUCACCCACUUCCUCACAUACCGAUUACAUGCCGUCCACUAGCUCUGCAUCUGUGGCAGUCGCUGCUAUUCCGCCGAUGGGCGCCUCAUCUGCUGCCGAAAGUUCCCAGGAGGCGGAAAGUAUCCAGCACCCGCAGCAAAACGAUUCGCAGUUGUUUGUAGGCGGAGCCCAACAGCAAGUUGUGGCGCUAGUGUCGCCGCGUGUGGAAGGGUCAUCUUCAUCAUCCAGUUCCACGUCUGUCCCGACUGCCACUGCUCCCAGUAUCCAGGAUGGCGGAAGUCAGAGCCAGCAGCCCAGCACUUCUGGCAGCAGCAGCAGCUCCUCCACAGUGGUGAGUAGCCACAGCAGACACACCCCGUCCAGCAGCAAUGUGACGACCACCCAGGCUGGAUGCUCCUCACAAGGCAUUAAGCGUCCUCGCGACAUUGAGGGUGACUCCUCCACCGGCACUGAGGAGGGUGUCGCCGAAAAAAUGUCAAAAAUUACUAAGAGACUUCGCGGUCCCAUGCACAGCGGAGAGUUAUCCGCCGGCCACAUUGGUGAUUCCGGAAUGGAUGUCGAUCAAAUGCCAACCUCCUCCCAGCGCGAUCAGGAGGAUGACAUUCAAGUGGUUGACUCAGACGACGAGGAGGACGUUCUGGCCGAUGCCGACGAUGGUCCCAUUGACGGAGGCGAGGCCGAACAGGAGGGCUACGAAGACUCGUACGAGCAGGACAAUGAGAUGGAUGACAACGAAGGUGGUGACGAUGACAAUGAUAUAGCUGUGGAUGCCCAGGACAACAACGAGGUGGACAUCGAAGUGCCGGAGCAGCACAUGCAGGCUCAGGAAGAGAGUCAAUCGCUGGACAACCAGGCAAUUGCAACUGCAUCCGCUUCCACUCAGGAGAACAACCAGAGUCAGGCCAUCACCAGUGGCAGUGGAGAGUCAUCGAACCCGGUGACUCUACCUCAGGCUGAGGCCUCCAACUGGAAGCAGGCAGCUGCCUCAACGUCCACAGCCGCCGCCCGACGCAACGAAAGCUCUGUGGAGAUUGUAAGUUCACCUCAAGUCUCGAAUUUUUGUGAGCAACCUGCCCGCUUGGAGUCCGCUGAAGUCGAUGGCACCGCCGAGGUGGCCGGAGGCGCGCCUCAUGAAAGCGCAGGCCCCAGCGAUACGGGAGCUGCCUCGGCCAGUUCUCCGCAAAAACAGAGCGAGGCAGGGGAGAGCAGCGGAAGCGACGCCCUUAAAGCUGCUGACGAUGGUGGUGAUCAUGCUGACGGAACAGAUAACGCCAGAGAAGCAGAUGAGGCAUUCGCCGAGGAGACAAUGGCUACUGGCCAAGGAGAAGACUCUCAGCCGCUAGGAAAUGAUAAUCCAAAUGUGGGCACUAGCCAAUCGGAGGUGUCCCACAACCAAGCCAAUCUUGGCGAGGGAAACCCCACCGAGGACAGCGAGGGAGCCGACGGCGUCUCCUCCGAGGGUGAAAAGCAGGCGGUGGGUGUUGAGGAGGAGGGUCGGGAGGCGGAGGCCACUUCACCGUCGGAGAACACGCGAUUUCGCACGCUGCGUAGUGCGGUGCCCACCCGACGAGGACAUCGCGCCAUGAGGGGUGGCAGUCCCAACAGCCAGAACCGUCCGCAGCGGAUUGUCUGGCAACGGGACACGUCGCCGGGAAACAUUCAGCAAAACCAGAUGUCAGCCAAUAACAAUCGCUUUGCGCAACGGACCCGCAACCGUCGUCCCAUUCGUCGUCCGCCUCCAAACAACUUCAACAACGGAGGACGAUUCCCCUAGGGCGAGGAGUUCGGCGGACCCGCAGACGAAAGUCCGCUGUAGGCUGACUAUAAAAUCAUUGCGUUUACUGGGCUAGAAAUAAGUCUCCUCGCAUUUAAAAGCGCUUAGGCUAGGAUGAGCCACAAAUACAUAUUACUCUACAUUCUCCAGCUUGCGAGUCCUGAGUUUCUGCAGUUGACAAGAUGCAAAGAGCUUUGGUUCUUGUACAUUAACUUUGCUAUAGAGUUUUUAAUAAAUAUAUGUGUAAUUUUGUCGAUAUUUGAUGCACCUUUCUGGGCAAGGAUUUCAAACUGCUGUUACCCCAGCACUACAAAGUGGUUUACUCCCUGAAUAAGUUGCCUCAUUCUAGUAGUGUUAUAACGCAUUAAGAUGUAGUUUUCCCCUCUUUAAACCAUAUUUCUUAGACUUUAAAGUAUUUUAAAGAAUUUCCACUAAUGUUUUUGAUAUUCAAAUGAAUGUAAAAGAUAAUAAUAUUACAGUAUUUAAACAAAUCAAUUAAUUUAGUUUGAUAACGUGUUCGAUUAAAAUCGCACUAGUUCUAAUGUGAAAUAUAGACCACCGAUUGCACUGCACUUUGGUGGCAUUGACCUUAAUUGGUCU
Drosophila melanogaster (fruit fly) is the source of this 7780-nucleotide messenger RNA. It is a transcript of the gene Mgtor, whose product is annotated as megator. Gene Ontology annotation, biological process: protein import into nucleus. The record is from RefSeq and is marked reviewed. The transcript has 5 exons. NCBI's taxonomy places the organism in Eukaryota, Metazoa, Arthropoda, Insecta, Diptera, Drosophilidae. Bases 140 to 7180 code for a protein of 2346 amino acids. Gene Ontology annotation, cellular component: nuclear envelope; nuclear matrix; midbody.